Messenger RNA from Acanthocheilonema viteae, 1701 nucleotides. NCBI's taxonomy places the organism in Eukaryota, Metazoa, Nematoda, Chromadorea, Rhabditida, Onchocercidae. The record is from the annotation of a GenBank genome assembly.
AUGACGAGUCAAACUACAUCAAGCAAUUCAUGGAAAAAUGCUAAAAAAGAAGGCUCGAUAGAAAUUGUUAAUGAUAGGCUAACCGCUGAAGAUUUAAGUUCUGUGAUCGGUUUAAUGGCUUAUGGCAGUCUGCUGAAGGAUAUUGAUAAAAACGUCAGGAGAAGAGGUUCCCGAAAAUAUGCUGGUCGUUCAGUUACUGAUUUCAAUUUGCCAUUAUCAGCAUCAUCAUCCUCAUCAUCAUCAAGAAUUUCUAUCAAUUAUAGCAAGAAUACCCGGAGAAUCAUGGAAAAGAUUGUGAAAAAUCAAGCUAACAAUAUGAAUAAUAGCCUUAGUGAGAGAGAAAUUCAAGAGUGUUCGGAAAAUUUCACUUAUAAAAGCACUAAUGACGAUGAUCAUUCGAAUUCAUCUGUGUGCAGUAGUCUAACAACUCUAAAUGAUACCGCUAAUCGAAAUCGAAAGCGAAAGGUCAAAUGGAAAAAUCAUAAGAAUGAUCGAAAGAAUGAUAGGAUAGUAAGAAGAGAUGCUAUAACGGAUAAUGAUCAAUUAUUUUCAUGUGUAUCCGUGUCAAAUACUAAAAGUUCAACAAAAAGUUAUCAUUCCUCUGAAGGAACAACAACAAACAUAAUUGCAGGAGAAAUUACACCUGAUGAUGAUGAAUCAAUGAGAAGCACAAUUGCUAACAAUUCUUCAUUAGCACGAAAGCUUAUUCAUACUUGGAUCAGAAAAAAUGAUGAUAAGAAGGGCAUGAAUGAUAGCUAUGAUAGCACUCAGCAAAAUUUGACCAUGCAACAGAAUUCCGUUUCACGAGCAUUUUCAAGCCACCAAUCGAAUUCUGCUUUACGGGCAUUUCCUGAAUGUCAAUUGGAUUCCAUUUCACGAGAUCGUAAACAAUCUUCGUCAUCAUCCGCUGAAACAAUUAAUUCUUUUUCGAAUGAAAAUAUGGGACAAAACCAACAAUUGACCUAUGAAGCACCACAAUUAACCGAUGAUAUCAGGAGAUGGACACCAUCAGAAUCAGAAAGAAUGAACAGCACACAAACUAAUAUAAGAUCAAUACAAAGCAUUAGAAUUCCAUCAACAUAUCAGUUAGAAAACAUACCAAAAUUUUCACAACUGAAUAACGUUGACUACUUUACGUCGGAAUCAUUUUACCAAGGUAGAGAACAAAUUUGUCAUCAAUCGGGAAAAUACACAUCGAUUCUCUCAACGAUUCCGUUGAAAACUGAAACAUACACUGCAUCAGAAGGAUCCAGAAGAUGUAGCACUGAUUAUGAGCCAUCCUUACCGUAUACAUCUGCUAAAAAUCAACAAAUCAUAGAUUGUUGCACUAAUUUCGAACAAUCCAUCGAAUCCCAUUCAACAACGGAUGUACAGCAUAGCCAUCCAGAAUUGUCGAAAAUUACAUCAAUAAGCAGUGAAUUAAGUGCAAUUUCAAACUGUUCAAAUUCGGGAAAAGAGCUAAAACUCUUAGAUGAAAAAGUGGAAGAAAUGGAGCAAUCAAGCUCAGUAGAAGAAGGAUUGAAAAUGAAAAUGAACAUAACACUAAUGCCACAACGAUAUCAAUCAUUGGAUGAACAUAUCGAGAUUGAGGAGCAUCACAGUGAUCAAGAAAGCACUCCGAUCGGAAGCAUAUCAUCUUAUCACUCAACAGCAACAACUACAACUUAUGAAAGUACUCAAGAUUUAUCCAUAAUUAAAUGA